AUGGAGGAUGACUUGUUUUCUACAGUUCUUUCAGAACUCAAAUCACUGGGUGUUAAAAUUCCGAAGAUAAAAAAGUUAAAGUCUAAUGUAUCGAAGCAGAACUCUCAAGAAAAAGCUACUGGAAAUGGUAAUAAAAUCUUUGGUGUAAAUCUUCAUGAUCAAGAGUGGAUUUAUGAAGAUGGCAUUGCUCUCCCAAAGUUUGUCUCACAAGCUACCAAAUACUUACGACAAUCGGCAUCAAAUGAAGUAGGCCUUUUUCGGAAAGGAGGAUCUAUAUCAAGGCAAAAAGAAUUGCGACUUAAGUUGGAGAAUGGAGAAAGCUUUGAGAAAUCAGAACCAAAUGAUAUUGCUUCCCUUUUAAAACAGUGGUUAAGAGAACUUCCAGAGCCUUUGAUUCCUGUAUAUCUUCAUGAAUUAUUUAUUAGGUGCCUAAGCCUUGAUGAAGAUAAUCAACUUACUGCUAUUCUUUUGUCAUGUCACCUCCUACCUGCUGAACACUUGCAAACACUGAAGUAUUUGCUGUUUUUUCUGGCAGAUAUUGCAGCUAAUUGCAAAAAAAAUAAAAUGGACUUUCAUAAUUUAUCUGUUAUAAUGGCUCCAAAUAUUUUUGUGAUAGGAUCGGAAACUAUUGACAAAUCAAGCAACAAUGUGGUACAGCUUUAUACAUCUUUAAUGCAAAUAUUAAUUGAAAACGCAGAAAAAGUUGGAGUUUUUCCUAAUGUGCGAGGAGCACAAAUAUGUAGUGAAUCGGAACUUUCUUCAGAUAUGUUGGAUCUCAGUCCUAAAUCUAAAAGGAAACGACGGAGUGGUAAAGUUCAAGAUAUAUUCAGCGGAAUAAGAAAACUGGUUGGACAAAAUCCAUCACCUGUUGCCUCAAGAAAAGAAACACCCGACAAGUCUCAAAGCAACCGAUCAUCUGUUUCCAGGUCUGCAUCUAAACGUAAAGCAGAGGGGGAUCAACAAUCAAUAUCAGCAAAAAAACAAGCUGUUUUAAGAACCGAAUGGAAAAAUUUUGCUCUGAAGUCGACACCAGAAGGCAAAACUCCAACUCGAGCUUCGUACAAAGAAGGAUCUCGCUCUACUGCGUCAAGUGCACGAAACAGCACAAAUUGCAAAAAAUCUGAAAAAGAACCUAAUGAGAUUAGAAGAAACAGCAGUCGUAAAGGCUCCAUUGUUAGAGGAAGACCAAACACUGUCAAAAGUGGCUUGCCAAGAGAUUUAAAUAUUCGUCUCAGCAAUGAAUCUAUGCUCUCUGCUGGUAAUAAAACUAAUAAAGAUGCUAGAAUUUCAUCUGGUAGUGAGGUUUCUCUGGAGUUUAAUACUGAAAAGAGUUUAUUAAAGGUAAAUAUUGCUUCUGAAUUAAAUGUAUCUGGGAAUAAUGAAGUAGGAUGUCUCCCUUUUUCACCAAUUACAUCCAAUAGCUUUUUCACUGAUAAUAGUUGUCUUAAAACACCUAAUGCUAAGAUUUGUGAUUCUAUUUUCAAAGAUGAAGAUUCCAAUAUAAAUCUGGAAAUGGAUGUAAAUCAAAACAGCACUGGAAGUAAGAGAUCUAAAAAAGGUAGAUUGAGGAUGUCAAGCAACUCUGAUAGUAAGAUUCGUCGAGGUAAAAAUAGUUUGAAAAUUAGCAGAACCAAUUCUUUUCCAAAUCCUGCGAAGAAUAAGUUAGAGUUAUCUAGCAUUUCGCAAGCUUUAAAUGAAGUGCUUACAAUUGAUAAUGCCAAAGAGAAUUUAAACAUUUCUUCGGAUUCCUGUUUCAUUGAUAAUAAGAAAAAGGAAGCUCCAGAAAAUAUAGAAGUAUUGAAAGAAAAUGCAGAAACUUGGGUGAGUGGGGAAAAGUUUCUAGAGAAGAUACAGCACGAGGAAGAAAUUUUUAAUAAAAGAGAAAGUAUAGCAAUGAUAUUGAGAAAUAAGUCAGGGCAUGUACAGGCAAAAGUAAGUUUAUAUGAUCGCCACGUGCGAAAUCCUACUCAUAGCACACCUAAUGCUAGCAAAGUUUCUACUCCUUUAAAUGUAUGUCACCGUACUUAUUCUCUUCGAAAUGAAAUUCCCCUUCAAAAUUGUACUCAAAAUCCUAACGAAUUGGUUAGAAGAAAUGCAUCCGAAAAUCGAAAAUUACAAAUUUCAAAUGGGUAUGAUUCAACUCCACGUUUCAAAAAUAAAACUAAGUCUAUUAAAACACCUUUACCCCCACCACCAAAGUUUAAUGACUGUGAUUUAAGUUUUGCUUCUCCUAUAGUAAGUUAUCCUUUGAAAGAAGUUACAAAUUUAAGCUCUAAAGUGGAAAAUUCUAUUGCUGAAAAAAGUGACUCUAUUACUCCAAUGAAAAUUAAAGAUGAAGACAUAUUUCAAACUCAAGAAGCUCCAAGUCCAAUAAAACAGAAAAGGAAUUCUUUUUCGGAUCGUGGUCCACAUAAAACAUUAAAAGUCUCACGAUCAGAAAGUUCUCCGGUGAUUUUUAAAAAGCGUAAACAAACGCCCAAACCAUGUGUGUAUAGAUGUUCAUCUUUAGCUAAUGCUCUGAAAGACCAAAGAGUAUCAUCUAACAAAGAACACUCUCUUGUGUUUGAAACCGGUAGUGCCUUAAGCUUUGAAAAUUUGAAGUCUGAUCAAAUGUUGGAUGAAUGGCAGUAUGAAAUGUAACAAUUUGUAUGUCUCAUAAAAUAUUUGGUAUUAACUGAUCUGAAGUGUUUAUUUUGUUACAUCUGUGAUAUAUAUAUUGAUCACUAGUUUGCACAAAUUUAUCUUUCUUAUUAAAAUUUCAAAUUAUUUUUUCAAGCUAGUUAUUCUUUUACUGUUUAAGAAAUACAUCUGUAUCUAAGAACUCUUUCUACAUAUUUUGAGUUCACAUGCCUUAGUUUGUCUUUUUAUUUUAUUCUUUUUUUUAAAAUAUAGUAUUUGAAAUAAUGAAUUUGUAAGAAAAUUAAUGUUUAUAUUUUUAAAUAUGAACACUAUGAGAUGGAAGUAGAAUAUUUAGUUUUUAAUAUAGAACCAUGUAUUUUUAAUGUGUGACAAAUUAAUAUAUUAUAUAGGUUUUGUCAAAUGGUUUGAGGUCUUCCUAUUAAAACUUUAAUCAUAUUUUAUAACUUGUUGCUUAAAAUUUCAUCAAUACUGUUUUAAAAUGUUUUCUUUUUAAAGAUAUUUUUCAAAAAUU
This is a messenger RNA of Uloborus diversus, 3151 nucleotides long. Its product is annotated as rho GTPase-activating protein 24-like. The transcript has 9 exons. Bases 1 to 2640 code for a protein of 879 amino acids. NCBI's taxonomy places the organism in Eukaryota, Metazoa, Arthropoda, Arachnida, Araneae, Uloboridae. Gene Ontology annotation, biological process: signal transduction. The record is from RefSeq and is a predicted model, not a curated record.